Messenger RNA from Leptidea sinapis, 4407 nucleotides. Its product is annotated as gastric triacylglycerol lipase-like. The transcript has 2 exons. NCBI's taxonomy places the organism in Eukaryota, Metazoa, Arthropoda, Insecta, Lepidoptera, Pieridae. The record is from RefSeq and is a predicted model, not a curated record. The coding region runs from base 2620 to 4155 and encodes 511 amino acids. Gene Ontology annotation, cellular component: cytoplasm. Gene Ontology annotation, molecular function: GDP-D-glucose phosphorylase activity. Gene Ontology annotation, biological process: lipid metabolic process; glucose metabolic process.
CUGGGGCGUAAAAAGAAUAGGGGAGUCCCAGGCCCAAGGGUGUCGUAAGAUGCUACUAAGGACUUUUUAGAAGUGGGAGAGUCACACUGCCGUCUUAUGACGUCAGCACAAUCGGGCCAGACUCGUCCGGGUUAAUUACCACACUCGCACAGAAUACCAGCGUGAAGUAGCGGCCUAGUGCCGCUAUGUUUCGCAUAGGUUAGUGUCGAGGACCUGAGGCCAUCCCCCUCCCCCCUCCACCAGAAUAUGAAAGCGGUGCAAAAAGAGAUAUAACCUACCAGAGCCGGAGAAUCCCUCCCCGAGCAUUCUCGCUCGGACUGCCCGUCGUAUUCUGGGGAGGGCACAGAACCGCACAUGUCCGAGGACAAACGAGGCAAUCCACGGCACCCCCUCCACGCUUAAUGUGGACUUUUACAACAUCAGGGGGAUCCACAACAAUUUAAAUGCCGUCUACCACCUAGAGACGGCGCAGACGGCCUUGUGUUUCUUUACGGAGACUCAGAUAUCUCGACCUAGCGAUACGUCAUAUUUACCGUACCCCGGGUACAAAAUUGAGCAUAACCUCAUGCCUCAUACGCACAUACCCCGGGUAUGUGUGUACGUUAGGGAGGAUAUCUGCUGUCGCCGUCUCGGCAAUUGUUAGGGUAGGGACUUGUAUCUAUAUCUAUCUUCUUGAAUGAUUGAUUAGAUCUUCUUCAUUGCGUGGUCAGUAUGAAGUGCCAUUGGGAUUGGAUGACGGUGAAGAGUAGGUAUUUAAAUAUAUUUGUAUAUAUAUAUAUUUGUAGGAAAAUCAGUUUUCUACAGCCUGUGUUACUCGCUGAUAAUGUAGCUUCUAAAAUCAGCGAGUAACACACUGAAAUUCCUACGAUUAUAUGUAUAUCUUGAGAACCCCUGACUUAUUUAUUCUACCAGUAAACCAAAGUCAUCGCCCUGAGCUCGCUCUAAUGGCGUAGAGCUGGCGUCAGCUGAGCGGCGGAUCAAACGAAUAAGGCGGGCCAUCUCGCCUCGCACCGUAUUCCGCUGUCCUCUAACCGAUGCCGCCAAUUAUUGCGUCACAAAUUACACUCAGUUACGCGGCAGCUCGUGUCUGAAUCGAAUGUGCACAUUUUGCUCUCGCCGUCAAAUGCGUGAUUUUUACUGUUAUAGUGUUAGUUAGUCAUAGUUUGUUAGUUUUUUGCGUCAUGUACUCGAAUGAAGAGAAUUUUUCAUGCUCAUGUGUCUACGGCGCAACAAUUGUAACUUCGCCGCAUCUCGUAGGGAUUACGAUUUACGAAGAAAGUUGAUUAUGCACUUGACACUGUUUGUCGCCGCCCGCGCGCCCCUCGCAGAUAGCGUGAAUGAAAUGGGAAAAUGGCCACAGGCAGAGGUGAAGAGGAUUACGAAAACUUGCAGAGAGAAGACUUAGAGAGUGAACUACUCAAGUGGAAAAUAGACAAUUAUGAUGAAUUGAUCCGUGAUGUUGAGAUGUUGUUCAAAUAAGGGAGUGGUCCCUUGUGGCCAAAGUUCAAAUAAAUUUUGUUUUAUGUAUUUAACGUGGGCAGAUAUAACCUAUAAACUUAUGGAGCACCUUAUGUAGAACGUUCUAACAGCCGCUUUAACUACAAAUAAGAAAACAAAUAUAGUGAAAUCGAAAAUGGCCGAUUUAUUGCGAAUUAUAAAUAUUUCCUUUACAAAAGCUUUAUCCAGUAGUAAGUACCUAUUAAAUGAUUAUAGGUAACUUUUACGAUGGUACGGAGUCCCAUCCCUACGCGACCGACUCUAGGGGUGACCAAUAGGUCAUCCGUAAAUGACGGGUGGUGAUGGUGGCUGCACAGUGACUUGUUGUUCUUCAAAAUGCGUAUUUUAAAUGUAAAUAAGUUUAAUGCUCGAUUGUUUCUAUUGAAAAACAUUUCUCGUAAUUAUUUUUAUGUAAGACUAUACAUUGAGUCACCUGUUUUUUGCUAUAGCCUAUACCUAGCUAGGUUCUUAAAUUUUAAGUAUUUAAAAUCUUAAAUUAUUUUAUAAGGAAGUUUGGGUGAGAUUCGGCUUUUAGAGGUUCUUGACAUUUUUUAAAUAUUUGUUUUACUACUCAAAUAUGACCUAUGGUCUCGAAGAUGUAGGUACUUACACAUUUCAAAAGACACAGAAUCUCACCAUGGGUAGAGGGAGGGUCGAAAAAUUGCCAAAAUCACCUCACGUAAUUUAUGGAUCCCCUCUAAAAUCAGUGAUAAUUCUAGGAUAUUACGAUAUGUUAAUAAAAAUUAUAUCUAUCAGUUUGUAUUAUUUGCACAUUACUCAUGCACAAAACUAUCAUAUCGAUACACUAAGCGUGACCUAUAAAAUAAGUUAUAAACUAUAACGACAAUAAAACAGAUAAAUAGAUAUCUAAUUGUAACAGUAGGUACCUGCAUGUCGUUAACAGUCUUUGUUGUUCCAAUGCUAAAUAUCUAUCGAUAAAUAACUUAUCGAACGCUUAUCUUUGUAAAAAGACACAAAGUGAGUCAGCCUCAUUUGUUUACAGUUUCCUGAGCUUCUACCACUAACAGUCAUAUUCAUAACAUUACUCAUUGUCGCACUCUGAUUGACCUCCGACCGGCAUACGAUUACGUUUGUUAAUCAGUUCAGUUUAUCGAUAGCUUCAUGCGCGCGCGUAUCUCGCCAGUCAUGAAGCUGUAUGUUUUGUUGUUUAUGGUGUUCCUCGUCAUACAGUGCAGUGAUGCGCGGUACACGGACUGGUUUCCGCAGAAUUUGGUAAAUGUAUUCACGAAUAAGACAUCCAAGAUAACAGAGUACGUGCGUUCUAAAGGUCGGAGUUUGAAACAGUUUUACGUCGAUAAUGUGAAGAGUAAACUCACUUCCUAUCUUGGGACAGACGAUGUGGAAGUCACAAAGGAUGAGAGGUUCGAAAGGCGAUUUAGGAGUUAUAUAGAUGAUGCAAAAGCCACAGAUAAAAAGCUUUUCGAUGUGAUCGCUCCAGAAACGAUGAACUACGAAUGUAACGACGAGGACCCAAGCUUGCGCAUGACGACGCCUCAACUUAUCGCAUUCCAUGGAUAUGCUGCGGAAUCUCAUGCCAUUGUAACCGCUGAUGGUUAUAUUCUCACGGUACACCGAAUACCUUAUUUUAAAAACUCAACAUCUAAAGUGAGCCCUCGCAAAACAGUUCUCCUGCAUCACGGACUAUUAGGAAGUUCAACCGAUUGGAUCAUGGCCGGGCCGGACAAAGGGCUGGCGUACAUGCUGUCGGAGUACGGAUACGACGUGUGGCUCGCGAACGUCCGAGGCAACACAUACUCCAGAGCGCACGUAUCUUUGAGCGUUGACUCGUCCGCGUUCUGGAACUUUACGUUUCAUGAGGUCAGCCAGUACGACCUGCCCGCUGUUAUUGAUUACAUUAUGGAUAAGAAAGGCUGGGACUCUAAGAUCGACUACAUCGGACACUCGAUGGGAACAACGGUGCUAUUCGCUUUGUUAUCGACAAAGACUCAUUAUAACAAAGUACUGAGAGCGGGCUUCGCCCUCGCCCCCGUCGCUUACAUGACUGAAAUCAGGAGCCCUAUAAGACUGCUGGCCUCGUACAGUAAUAAUCUGGCAUAUCUUUUAAAACUACUCGGUGCAAAUGAGUUUUUACCUCACAAUGCCGUUCUGAGAUGGCUUUCAAAACAUGCCUGUGAAAUAAACAAGAUCGAGGAAGCAAUCUGUGAGAACUCGAUGUUCGUCAUAUGCGGCCAUGACGCGGGACAGUUCAAUAAAACUUUGUUGCCGAUCAUUCUGAGCCACACGCCGGCCGGCGCGUCGACUAAGACGCUGGUGCACUACGCGCAGGAAAUACGAGCUGCUGGAAAGUUUCAGCAAUUUGAUUACGGCCCUGAGGGAAACCUAUUAGAGUACGGGUCUGUCGAAGCUCCCGAAUAUCAAGUUCAUAAAAUAACAUUGCCGAUAGCUCUCAUCAGCGCUGAGAAUGAUUGGCUCGCGAGCGACGUCGACGUCACGAAUCUUUAUGUUCAAUUAGCGAACCCUAUUGAACACUACAUAGUGCCGCUGAAACAGUUCAACCACGCAGACUUUCUGUGGGCUAUCGAUGCGCCAAAACUUGUGUAUUAUAAGUUGCUGCAACUGUUGGCGGAAGGUGUCACCUACUCGUCUAGAAACAAACAUGCACAGGAGUUCACAUAGCUAGGAAAUUAUAUUUAUCUUAACUAACUCGUACAAAAGUAUUUUAAAAUUUAUUUUUUGUUGUGAAUGUCUGAAUUUAAUAUAUUGCCCUUAAUUAUUAUUAAUGUAAUAAAUACUCAUCUAUUUUUAUUUACAAAAUUUUGAUAUAUAAAAUUUUAAUUUUAGGUACAUAGUAGUUUUGUUUGUUAUAAAGCUGAAUAAUUUCAAAUAUUUGUCUCUUUAUGUAGCAAUAAAUAUAUUAUUGAAAUACAA